Vitis vinifera (wine grape) is the source of this 3918-nucleotide messenger RNA. RefSeq lists its product as uncharacterized. Lineage: Eukaryota; Viridiplantae; Streptophyta; Magnoliopsida; Vitales; Vitaceae. Gene Ontology annotation, molecular function: transcription corepressor activity. The record is from RefSeq and is a predicted model, not a curated record. Gene Ontology annotation, cellular component: nucleus. Bases 252 to 2912 code for a protein of 886 amino acids. The transcript is spliced from 4 exons.
CUCACUAAAAAGCUCGUAUAGACAAGCAAUUUUCUCUCCUUAGCCCUCUCUCUAUACGCAAGGGAAAGACUUUGGCUUUCUCAUUCGUCUUGGCCUCUUCCCCCUCUCUCUCCCUCUCUCUCUAAGCCCCCACGAAUUCAAGUUUGUUCAAGAAGGCUUGGCUCUCCUGAACUAGGUUUCUUCUCUCACGUGGGCUUUCACCCUUUGGAGCUUUUACAUGGAGGUGUUUCUUAAUCUUCAUUCUUUGGCAGAUGGAUUCAGCUCAUCAGGAUCACGAUGACAAGUGCAUUGAAGAGACAACUUCUGACCAGUUACUUCAUCCGGAUUCUCCUGAUAUAAAUGAUAUAUUUGGAGAACCACUCGUGCAUCCUCGAGUGGGUUAUGAGUAUCAGGUCGAAAUUCCUCUCAUGAUCACAGAAAGUGAGCGUGAUAAGCUUUUGGUGAACCCAGCUGAUGCAGAAGUCAUUGUCGAUGUUUCCCAUUCCUUUCUAAUGGGAUUGCCCAUCCCUAUUGUGCAGGUUCUGGAUGAAGUAACUAACAUUAAAGAUGGAGGGAUUGGGUUUAAUAAUUCUGAUGAUUCAGUUAAUAAAAAUGGGCCCUUGGAAUCUAAAAACAGAAAAAGAAGCCAGAUUAAUUCAAAUAAGAAAGGUUCAAAACUCAAAGUUGAAUCUUUGGAUGUUAUGUUGAACCCUGGAAAGGAAUCAACAGCAACAAGCCCUGACUCCAAGGUGAUGGGAAGCACUGACCUGGAUCAAAUGCAUGGAAGCAAAAGUUACCUUACAGUUCCUGGUUCAUUAGGUGACUCUUGGAGUGAUAUUGAAGUGGAUAGUUUUAUCCUCGGUUUAUAUAUAUUUGGAAAGAAUCUUAUUCAGGUAAAAAGAUUCAUUGAGAGCAAAGGGAUGGGAGAUAUACUGUCCUUUUAUUAUGGGAAGUUCUAUAGAUCUGAUGGAUACCGUAGAUGGUCAGAUUGUCGGAAGAUGCGACGUAGGAAGUGUAUACAUGGGCAGAAGAUUUUUACAGGAUGGAGACAGCAGGAAUUGUUAUCUCGUUUGCUUCCCCAGGUCUCACAGGAAUGCCAAAAUACACUGCUGGAGGUCUCUAAGAGUUUUGCAGAGGGGAGAACUUCAUUAGCAGAAUAUGUCUCCAGUUUAAAAAUUACCGUUGGCAUCUGCAAUCUCAUUGAAGCAGUAGGUGUUGGUAAGGGGAAGGAUGGUCUUACAGGCAUUGUGAUGGAGCCUAUAAAGAUCCAUCAAUUUUUUUCUGUUCGUCCUGAAAUACCAAUUGGUAAAGCCUGCUCCUCUCUUACAUCCAGCGACAUAAUCAAGUUUCUCACAGGAGAUUUCCGUUUGAGCAAAGCUCGAUCAAAUGAUCUUUUCUGGGAAGCUGUUUGGCCCCGUUUGCUAGCAAGAGGGUGGCACUCUGAACAACCUAAGAAUGAGGGAUGUGCCAGCUCCAAACAUUCUCUAGUUUUUCUUGUUCCUGGUGUUAAGAAGUUCUCAAGAAGGAAACUUGUGAAAGGAGAUCACUACUUUGAUUCUAUUAGUGAUGUCUUGAGCAAAGUUGCAUCUGAACCAAAAAUUCUUGAACUUGAGGAUGAAGAAACUGGAGUGAGCAGCUGCAAGGAAGGAAAUGGAUGGGUCCCAGAGGCAAAGCUGGACAAUGACGAUCCAUCUGAUCAUCAACGUCAUUGUUACCUUAAACCCCGAGUUUCUACAUGCAAUCUGAAUCUUAUGAAGUUUACUGUUGUAGAUACCAGUUUGGCUUGUGGAGAAAAAUCAUCCAAAGUGAGAGAACUAAAAAGUUUGCCAGUUGAGAGUCUUGAGACUAUAAAUAAUUCCAACCUGACUAGCUCCAGAGUAACUGGGGGGGAUUCCUCCGAGGAUUCACAAGAUGAGUCAGACUCUGCUGAUAUGUCAUUGAAUGGUCAAAAGAAUACUACUAAUUCCAACCACGCCAAGGCCAUAUCUCAUAGUAGUAGUUUGACCCAAAGGGUGUCAACUAAUAGUCCUGAUGCUGCGAAGAAACUAGUGGAAAAUAACCAGGAUCAGAACACCAAUACAUCUGAUGACAAGCAUUUGCGGAGAAAUAUAAAGCACCAAUUUAGUCGGAGAACGAAAUCUGGUCAUUCAAACUAUUUAGCCCCCCUCAUUAAAAGGCGGAGAUUGACUGCUUGUGCUAAGGCGGAGACAAGUCGAGCGGAAAGUUUGUCGGUCGGCCCUCUGUCAAAACAAGAAAAAUCACAUUGCAUGUUGGGCUCAUCAGAGGCAAGUAAGAAUGAUGUUUCUCAAGAAGGUCCUUCUCCUCGGGAGAAGGCAUCAUCUAUUAGUUCUUCAGAUGGAGGCAGCCCAGAAGACGAGACAGUCAUUCUCGGUGGGACUUCUGUUGGUAUGGAUUUGUCUCAUGAGAAAAAUGAUAAACCUCAAACCCGGCCAUUGAUUGAUCUAAACCUACCACAAGUCCCAUCAGACUCUGAAAAUGGUGAACGACUGGCGACAAAUGUGGAAAAUAGCCAGGUCGCUUCAACUGCCAAUGGCUCAUGCUGUUCUUCUGAUAGAAACAUACUUAUGGAAGAUUCCAAGGCACUGAGAACCUCUGUCAAUGCUGGUAGUGCAGAGGAGCAGCCUAUCAUGAAACCCCAGAGGCAAAGCACAAGAAAUCGACCAUUAACCACGAAAGCAUUGGAAGCUCUUGCCAGUGGAUUCUUAAACACUAGACGCAAGAGAAAAGGCACAGAAGUUCAAGCAGAAGAAAACCCAAUCUUGAGGCCUUCCCGCAGGGCCCGCAGCAGAGUUACAGGAACUCCAAAUUGUGCUAAUCCUGGCACUGGGAUGAUGGAUUCCAAGGAAGCAAAUGGGGCGGAUGGAGUUUGUAAUGAUAACACAUAUGCUUGGAAAUUCUCUUGUCCAAACUGAAUAAAAGUGCCGCUCACUGGCUACUAUGGAUAUCUAAUACUGCCUAUCAUCUUGAAGUUUGGAUUUUCAAGGAUGAUUGAUAUGCUUAGGUGCUGGCUUGUCUAUCUCUGACUUGAGGAUGGGUUGUCAAAAAGCUCUAGAAGAACCACUGAAGCAGCUACUAUCUUCAUGGAAGAACACUUGCUAUGUCUAAUGCUAGCCUGGAGACAGUUACCUGUAGAUGAUUUCAUUUGCCGUGCAAAACAGGAGAGUGCCUUCUCUAAAAUCAGUCUUUUUCUACAGUCUUUACGACAUUAACUAGUGGCCAAUCUUAGACUGACCACAUCACAGUACAGAACAUCAUUACCAAAAAUAAAUUUCUGGGCAAAAGGAUGGAAGCUUCACUCUGCAUUGUGAUAAUGGUACUUCAUAAGUAGCAGCUUGUCAACUUGGAAUUUCCGUUGUAGAGGAACAGCUGUAGAGGAGGUGAGUCUGCUAUACAAAGUAUACAACAAUCUCUUUCAGUUUUCUAAUGGGUUGAAGUAUAUAUAGCUGGUGAAACUCGGAACACUAAAUUGUAAUCCUUUUUAAUCAUAGUCUGGUUCUUGAUUUGGGAAGAGGAUGAAAGCCUCAUCAAUUAAUGAAAUAUUGGGUAACUCAAGGAAUAGGGUCCUCCCCUCCCCUAUGACAGCAACUUGCUGUGGCUCUUCAUUGGAUUUCCAGUUUCAAGUGGUCAUUUUAUAAUCCAAGUUUCUGCAAUUCUUCAGUAUUGGAUGAUUCCUGUAAGUAUCUACUCUUGACAUAAUGGGUGUCCUUGUGAUUGUUGAGGAGGAUUUCUUCAUCUUCAAUGAUUUUUCUGACAGUUUCAUUUCUUUUAUAUAUAUACUUGUUAGAUGAAUCAAUUCAAGAACUGCAGGUGAUAUCUCACGCUGAAUCCAGUGGCUUCCAUUUCUUACACCCUAUUGUUCUGUACAUGGUUGACCUUUGUUGCCUGAAAUUUAUUAAUUAGUCCUGGUUUGUUCUCUAA